Molecule: messenger RNA, 740 nt
Organism: Zingiber officinale
Lineage: Eukaryota; Viridiplantae; Streptophyta; Magnoliopsida; Zingiberales; Zingiberaceae
Exons: 2
Coding region: 137-514 (125 amino acids)
Source: RefSeq, a predicted model, not a curated record
CUAUUAAAGUACAUCGCCAACCAUAACAACUAGGAGAGAACAGCAAUGAGCAGUUGAGCAGUAGACUUGAGAAUUCCUCAAACGCUCUCUUUUCCUCCUCUUUUCAGUGAAAGAAUUCCAUCACUGGUCGUUGGAUAUGGCUCUAGAGGUGGAAGAUGAAGCGUUUUUUGCAGAGCUUAGCAAGCAAAUCGCAAUGCUAAUCACUGAUGAUGAGGAAGAACUCCCAAUUCAGUAUCCUCCCCUUCCAGUUCAGUAUAAACAGGAGAUUGCAUACAUGCCCCAUAUGACGAUGUGGAUGCCACCAUACAUAAAUGAGGUGCCCCAAAGAAGGGAGAGCAAAGGAACUGGAGUGUUCAUCCCCAAAUCUACUGCUCCAAGAAGGAAGAGCAAGUCAAGGAAAUCCACUGCAUCCAUGGAAAAUGGUAACAACAACAGAAACUCACAGAGGCUCCAACAAAAAUAUCCAAACUAUAAUUGCAGCAAUUCAAGUAGCUUGCUGAAGAGGCAGAUGUAGAACAGUGUGUUCGUUGUGUGAUGUGUGAUGAUGGUGCAUGUACAGGGAAAAUAACACACUCGCUGUUAGUGAUUUGCUUGUGAGGAGGAGGGCCAAGGACAAGGUUGGGGCCUCCUUAGUGAUUCGCAUAAUUAAAAGUGGACAUGAUUGCGCACCAAUAUUGCAAUAAUUGAUGAAUGUAAAAUAUCAAAUGAAUCAAUGAAUGAAGCAAGAUUGAUUUGUGGAA